AUGAUCAUCAAGGCCUUCAUUCUCUUUUGCUUUCUGGUUUAUGUUCUUCUCAUUUCUAAUUUGGUAGCUGCACGGCAUGAGCCAUCAAAUGGUGAGCUGCAAGUGAGUCUAGCAGAAGAAUCAAAAGCUAGAAUUGCUGAACAUACGAAUGCAACUGGUAUUGGUUAUGGUGGUGGCAUAAAAGAAGGAAGUGGAGAUGGUGAUAGCAACUAUGGGGUAGUUGGAGGUAGAGGCGGUGAUAGUUACGGUGAUGGUAGUAGUGGAAGUGGAGGUAGCUAUGGUGGUGGAGGAAAAGGAGGAAGUGGUGGUGGGAAAGGAGGUAGUGGAGGUGGUGGCAGCCAUGGUGGUGGAGGAAAAGGAGGAAGUAGUGGUGGCGGCGGCAAAGGAGGUAGUGGAGGCGGUGGAAGCUACGGUGGCGGAGGAAAAGGAGGAAGUGGUGGUGGUGGUGGGAAAGGAGGUAGUGGAGGUGGUGGUAACCACGGUGGUGGAGGAAAAGGAGGAAGUGGUGGAGGAAGUAGCGGGGGUGGUGGGAAAGGAGGUAGUGGAGGCGGUGGCAGCUAUGGUGGCGGAGGAAAAGGAGGAAGUAGUGGUGGUGGUGGGAAAGGAGGUAGUGGAGGUGGUGGUAGCCAAGGCGGUGGAGGAAAAGGAGGAAGUGGUGGAGGAAGUAGCGGUGGUGGUGGGAAAGGAGGCGGUGGAGGCGGUGGCAGCUAUGGUGGUGGAGGAAAAGGAGGAAGUGGUGGUGGUGGUGGCGGCGGCAAAAGAGGUAGUGGAGGCGGUGGCAGUCAUGGUGGUGGAGGGAAAGGAGGAAGUGGAGGAGGCAGCCAUGGUGGUGGUGGAAAGGGAGGAAGUGGUGGUGGCGGUAAGGGAGGGAGUGGUGGAGGCAAUUAUGGCGGUGGUGGGAAAGGAGGAAGCGGUGGUGGCGGCGGAGAAGGGAAUGGUGGGAGUAGUGGGGGAGGUGGCCAUGGUGGCAGCGGCGGCAAAGGAGGAAGUGGCAGUGUGGGGGGCAGUGACAAUGGGUAUUAA
This is a messenger RNA of Neltuma alba, 1023 nucleotides long. Its product is annotated as glycine-rich cell wall structural protein 1.0-like. The record is from RefSeq and is a predicted model, not a curated record. Lineage: Eukaryota; Viridiplantae; Streptophyta; Magnoliopsida; Fabales; Fabaceae. The transcript is spliced from 2 exons. Bases 1 to 1023 code for a protein of 340 amino acids.